ACCACGAACUGGGAUACUAUUCCUUAAAUACAAGGUUACAUUAUUAACAUUUUGUUAUCCAAGUACAAAUGAUUGAUAAAACAAAAGAUCAAAUGAACAAAGUCACAUCAAGUUGGUACUAAAACCAGUGGCAUUCAAGGGCUUCCAUACAAAUGCAAAAGUAUCAGCAAAGAUACUGGUAUGUUGGCGUAAGGGUUAUUUUAAGUUUAUUGUUGACUUCCAUGUUUAAACAACAUAUUUGCGAUACAGAUUUUCUUAACUUAUUUUCUUUUUGAAUGGUCCAUAAAAAAAUGAUUUUGUUCACAACAUGAUAAUACACUGUGAUUUUAUGUGUGUGUAAAAUUAAAUAGGCCUUAAAACCUAUUUGCAAGAAAACGUGUACAAUGUCACUUCUGAACUGUAAAGUUUCCUUCCUCCUUUCUUAGUAUCUUCUUUUUAUAGAACGUCUCAAUUGAAGGCACUGUGCGAUUGGCCAUGUUUAGGGAAGUUUGUGUGCAUCCUCUUCAAACCUAAAAUGAACACUACAAGUGGUACAUGUAUGCUGUAAGCGUGUAAACAGGAUAUUUAAAUAUAUAUCUCGAACGUUAAAAAAGCUGAAAAAUUUUGACACGAAGCGAUUGUAAAAAUAUUUUCCGAGCCGUGUUCUAGCAAUUUAAUGGCAUUUUAUAUAACUGCUGCAUUUUUAUCCAUUAUCGGUGUGGUGUCAUUGAGGUAUAUUGAUGGAUCCCAAUGUAACAAUCCCUUUGACAGGCUGUUCAAUGAUAGAGAUGUUAUAAAGCUAUUGGAAGAGGUAAUCGGUCAUUCAUCUUGGUUAGACGAAAUGUUCUCUGCAGAUAGUUUUACAACAGCAGAAGCUGACUGCAAAGGAAAUACCAGUUGUAGAGUAGAACUUAUAUUCCAAAAUAGAAAUAAGAUGGAAUUGUGCAUUUUGUUGGAAAAGAGAGAAUGUUUUUCACUGAACUGUACAUGUGCGGAAUAUCAAAAUAGAGGACCCAAUCUAAAUCGCGGUGACAGUGAGUUAAAAUGCAACCAUAAGAAAAAAGAAGUAAUGUCGAACGCGUGUGACAAAGAGGGGGAACAAUUUAACACCACUGAUGAGACAGCUAAAGAUGACAAUAAAACAAAUCAUGUAAUGGUGAUAGAAUCAAAUAAACAAAAUAACAUCCGCAAUAACACAAGAGGAAAUGGAUCAAACCUAAGAAAUAAAGAUAAAAACAAAUUUAAACUAUUACCAAUGGCAAUAGCAUUCAUAUUGGGAACAAUUGUUGGUUCGGCGGUGUCCAUUAUUGCAAUCAACUUAUGCAAUUCAAGAACGAUAAGGCAAAUUCAAAACCAUCAGCAAACAGAUUUAUGUGAGGAAACGGCAUUACAUAGCAAAUUCUCGUGUGAAACCUCAGAGUACUCUGAAAUUCCAGAAUACAAUAGGAACAAGCUUGGUGCAGGUUUUCGCGAAUAUUUGGAACCUUUGCCAAAGAAUAACACUGUGUCGAGAGAAACAAUUCCUCUUGAAAACCUUUACGAGAAGGAUGAAAGCAGCCAAUACCAAGAAGUAUCAUUAGACAGAGGAAACGCCAACCAUAAUAUUUAUCACCAUCUCCAACCAAACAAUGCAACCAAUCAACAAGUGCCAAUAAGAAAAGAAGAAAGUAGUGUCAACCCGCUUUACCACACUUUGGCUUUAGUUGAUAGAGAAAAUAAAGUUGAUAUCAAUUCUGAUGAAAAUUCCUAUGAUGCUGCGCCGAGUUUGUUGAAUGAUAAAUCUUCUCGCAAUUCUGAUGCGAAAACAGGACACAUUCAGAAAGAUGAAAUAUCAAGUGGAAGUCCUUACUUGAUGUGUGAAAAUAAAGAACAAAUAACAGAGAAAGUAGAGACUGAUGAAGGAUCAGAUGAACUUAAAGUAAAUUCUAACAUCGAUAAUACUUACUUUGUACUGCAGAAAAAGGAAUAGUUAUGAUAGUUGUUUAUAAACGUUUCAACAACUGAACAAGUAGACUUUGUAUAUUCCUUUGACUGAAGAACAAUUUAUUGAUUUACAAAACUCCGUGUAUCAUGAAAAUAUUUUGCAGAGGAUUUGAUUUUUUUGGUUGAGUUUUACUUCGCCUGAUCAUACGACUCGCAUGAACCUUCUGAUUUUUAAGUUGUCUAUUGUACACAUAUUUUUUUCGUUGGUAUAAACUUUAUAUGUAUCCUUUUUCAUCUCUCUUCCCCAAAAUUACUUCGUCUAUUUGAACCAAGGUAUAUAUAUAUUAUAAUGUAAAGCAUUGUAAGUAAAUAAUAAUGUAAUUAAUGAAGGUGAUAGAGGCCAAAAUACUACACUUUUUAAUUAUUCUACAUAAUUCAAAAUCUUUUCAAAAAAGGAGCAAUAUCCUAAUAAAAAGAAUAUUCUUCUAUGUUCUGACUUAAUUCAAACUUUCAGCAUAUUUAUCACAGUGUAGUAACACCAUGUUAUAUGGGUCUGAAACCCCCACUC
Molecule: messenger RNA, 2470 nt
Organism: Magallana angulata
Lineage: Eukaryota; Metazoa; Mollusca; Bivalvia; Ostreida; Ostreidae
Exons: 7
Coding region: 656-1948 (430 amino acids)
Source: RefSeq, a predicted model, not a curated record